Messenger RNA from Anthonomus grandis grandis, 1239 nucleotides. RefSeq lists its product as uncharacterized. Gene Ontology annotation, molecular function: DNA binding. NCBI's taxonomy places the organism in Eukaryota, Metazoa, Arthropoda, Insecta, Coleoptera, Curculionidae. The transcript is spliced from 2 exons. Gene Ontology annotation, cellular component: nucleus; transcription regulator complex. The coding region runs from base 204 to 1157 and encodes 317 amino acids. The record is from RefSeq and is a predicted model, not a curated record. Gene Ontology annotation, biological process: regulation of transcription by RNA polymerase II.
UAGACGCGAGAUUCUCGCUUACCGGUGACUCGCGUCAUCUCGCGUUUAUCGCUUUAAGAAUUAUUUCGAAUGUUUAUAUGAACGUAUACACAGUUGAAACCGUUUAAAGCAGGUCCGCGCAGAUAACCUGCUAGCCAGCGUUUAAAGUAAUUAAAAUUUAGUUUAUUUCCGCGCUUGUCGUACGCGUGUCCACGUGUGUUGCCAUGGAUAAGGAACUACUUAUUGCUGCGGUUUUUGAAAGGGCAGCUAUUUGUAACAAGAGGGAUAAAUUACAUUGCAAUCGCAAUGUGAUUGACAAAUACUGGAAGGAAAUAAGCGCUGAAAUGAAACAAGAUGAGUCCAAGAUCAGAAAGCAAUGGAAAUAUUUGCGGGACCAAUUCUCUGUUGAAUUGGGAAAAUACCCUCCACCAAGAUCUGGAGACGCUGCUGAAGUUGUGCCCACAUCCAAGUGGCCAUAUUUUGAACAACUUCUUUUUCUAAAGGACGUUAUCAAGCCGAGGGUAACCAGUGGAAAUUUGUCAAGCACGCAGUCAACGCAGCAGACAGAACAGACACAGGAGACAGAACAGACACAGGAGACAGAACAAAAUCAAUCUUUGGACGAGAAUAGCGAUAAAGAGGAAUCUUCUCAAGCUAGUCAAAGUUGCGUGAUACCACCUACUCGUAUUUUACGGCAAACUAAUUCUAUUUUCGCACCUAGUACAUCACAGAGAAGAAAAAGAACUGCUACUGAUGCAUAUCAGGAAUCAAUUCUGGAAAUAGAAAAACGCAAAGUCGAGUAUCUGGAAAAUAAAGCCAAAAAAAGUUGCACUGAUCAAGAUGACGAACAUCUGUCAUUUUUUAAAAGUUUGCUUCCACAUGUAAAGAAAAUACCUGAAAACAGAGUAUUAUCUUUUCGUUGCCGCGUGCAAGAAUUAGUGGAUCAAUAUUCCUACCAACAUAACACUUUCCUCGUUCCUCCUCCAUUAUCUUCUACAUCGUCCCAUUCUAGUGGGCAUUCUUCUGGCGAUCCUAACUAUCAUACCAUACAUGAAAACACCCACUCUUCCAUUCCCUUAAACCCAUCAAUCACAUUCCAAAGGCUUCCUGCUAAUGUUCCUACACCUAUUUAUAAUAACCAGGAGGAAAACUCGACUUAUAAUCCUUAUUUCCAUUAACAAAUAACAGUAUUCCUAUAUGGCGUUAAGCUCAUAUUUGUUUAAACAAAAGUAAUAAAACAAUUUUAUAACCUAAAAAUAA